AUGCUUGAGCAAUUUCAUCUAAGGCAUUUCACUGCAGCUGCAAGAGCAGGACUCGGCUCUCGUCCCUUGAGAUUUGGCACUGACUGCUCUGGUGCUGAGGCACCAUGGUUUGCCCUCAAGGCCAUAUCCAGUGAGCUUGCAGCGCAGCUCUCCUUGAGUCUGGAGGUUCAACAUCGAUUUGCAUGCGACAUUCAAGCAGUGUCGCGGCAAUUCAUUGUCCAGAACUCACAGCCAUGGGUUCUUUUUUCAGACCUCCUGGAGCGACUGGAUACCGGAUACUGCUUACAGGCCAAGAUGAUGGUGCCAGUCCCGAGCCAGUUGGACCUUUAUGUGGCAGGCUUUCCAUGCAAGGAUUUCUCCAUCUUGAACUCCAAUCGUCCUUGUCUACAGGGACCACAUGCUUCAACUUUCCAUGGUGUCGUGGAGUACAUCAAGAGGCAUCAGCCUGCCACUUUCCUGUUGGAGAAUGUGCAAGGGCUCACCAUGAAGAAGAAGGGGCAAGCCAAGGCACCAAUCACAGAGGUGAUGGAGAUUCUACGGAGCUUGGAGGGCUAUCAGGUGAAGGGUUGGAGUGUGAACUCCUUCAACUACCAUUUGCCUCAAAACCGCAUGCGAGUCUACAUCGUGGGCGUUCACUGCCGUGCCAAGCUGCUUCUGCCGCUGGACGCAUGGAGCUCGUACAUCAGAGAAGACAUGGCCUGUGAGCCGCAGGUGCCAGCUCACUCCUUCUUGCUAGAUGAUGCAGAAGUGGAGGUUCAGGCUGAACUGGAGAGGCUCGAAACUUAUCGGGCAGAACAUGGAAGGACGGAGAUCGCUGGCCGAGAAGGACGGUGGAAAGCAACACAUGACAACCUCCGAAAGGAACUGGGUGUGAGGCCAGAUGAGGGUCCAUUGAUCCCAAAGGGAUGCGGUUGGUCCCGAUUUCUCAGCCAGCGGACACAGGAUACACUGGAAUUGCAAGCUUUCCGCAUGGCCAAAAAGCAGGGAAGCAUAGAUGCCAAGGAUGUUGCAUCUUCGAAAUUCUUUGCAGAGAUUUCGCGAAGCGUUCUCUAUGGCUCCUUCCGAGAAUCCCAGACACCCUGUCCCUCGGUGGAAUUGAGCGGCCGAUCCCAUGAAGGGAUUCCUGGCAUCUUAGGUUUGUCCUUCAGGUCUUACACCUGGAAGCCGCAUUUGGAUCUUCAACAAACAGAGGCUGUGGAUGGCACUGCAGUUGGAAAUAGGAUUUGGGGUCCAGACAAAUGCAGUUUCGUUGUGGGUGAACUGUCCAAUGUGGCGCGCUACGCCAGGUGGCUGAUUGGUCCUGAGAUGCUGGCGCUGCAGGGUUUCCCUGUCGAUGAGCUCAACCUGGAGGGCAUCAAAGAUCAGGAAUGCGAUGUCAGUGCCGGUUGUUGGGCUGUUUCUGUGCCCUACCCCCCAUUGCUGCUGAGAAGCCACUGGGAUUCUGAACAGAUGUUCUUCGCGGCCGUUUCGCUGGCGGAUGGGGUCAGGUACCUGAUCUUGGCCUUUGUCCAGUUUGAUGGCGAACCCCUUGCUGAGCCAGGGUGCCCAGAUGUGCCCGUCACUGUCUUGGCCUUGUGGAAGGCCAUUCAGAUUUUGAGAGCUCGCAGAGCUUUGAAUCCUGAUCCAUGUCGAUGCCGCGAGACCAGGGAGCUCUCUACAAUCUUGACGUCUUGA
Messenger RNA from Cladocopium goreaui, 1674 nucleotides. The record is from the annotation of a GenBank genome assembly. NCBI's taxonomy places the organism in Eukaryota, Dinophyceae, Suessiales, Symbiodiniaceae.